UUCAGUUUAUAAAAUAUUUGCACUAUUUCAAAACAGCCGCAACUGAUACAAAGACCAAAAGUGUAGUGGCUCUAGUAGUAGUAAUAAUUGUACUUAUUGUAUGUCCACAUAGACAAAUGCCAACCGACCACUUAAUUUAUAGAUGUUUGAAAACUGAAAAAAAAAAAAACAAUAAAUAUUUUCUUAGUCAAUACUCGCAAAACAUGCUUUUCAGUUUUCCCCUUACCUUUAAAACUUUUUUUCUUUUUAGUUUUUAUUUUUAAUUAUGAUGUGGCUCCACAUGUUGAAACAAGCUCCAGUCCUUCCUCACACCUCACCUUCCCUAUAAAUCUCACACUCUCGCACCAAAACCAUAGUAAACUCGAAACACCCUUUUUUUUUUCUCUCUCUCUCUCUCUCUCUCUAAAAACAAAACAACAAAACAACAAAAACAACUCCCGGUCGAUCCAUAAUAUAAAAAUCAUGGCAGCUACGAUUCAAAUUCUACACACUACUAAGCCCAACAAUAGUAGUCAUCACGUCACGUUCUCAGACAACUUUCGGCCCCGCCCGCAUUCUUUCGGGCAGGUUUCGUUGCCUAUCAAAUCCCACACAAUAACUUCCAUUUCUUCUUCUUCUUAUUUGACAGUGAACGCUGCUACUUUUCUAGAAACACUACCCACAACAACCGUCGCGACUACCAGCACUGUAACUUCAACCGCCACUAGCUUAAGGCGGCCAUCGCAGCCUUCGAAACUGGCGGAUCUUUGGAGAGAGAUUCAAGGCUCCAAUAACUGGGAAGACCUCGUCGACCCACUACAUCCUUUACUUCGAAGUGAGAUUAUUCGCUACGGCGAGUUCGUUUCGGCUUGUUAUAAGGCCUUCGACCUCGACCCCAACUCCAAACGCUACUUGAAUUGCAAGUACGGGAAGAGGAACAUGUUGAAAGAGGUUGGGUUAGAAAGUUCGGGCUACGAAGUAACCAAGUACAUUUACGCCACUCCCGAUAUCAACAUUCCUGUCCAGGCCGGCGGCGGCGAUACCUGUAGCCGAUGGAUCGGUUACGUAGCAUUAUCGUCAGACGAGGCAGCUCGGAAGCUGGGAAGACGGGAUGUCCUCGUUACCUUCCGGGGAACUGUCACCAACCCGGAGUGGGUGGCGAACUUGAUGAGUUCCUUAACACCGGCGAGGCUUGAUCCUCAUCAUCCUCGCCCAGAUGUUAAGGUCGAAUCAGGGUUCUUGAGUUUGUACACUUCAGACGAGAGCUCGAGCAAGUUCGGCCCUGAUAGCUGCCGAGAGCAGCUCCUGUCGGAGAUCUCGAGGCUUAUAAACAAGUACAAAGGUGAGGAGCUGAGCAUAACCUUAGCCGGACACAGUAUGGGGAGCUCAUUAGCCGUUCUACUAGCGUACGACAUCGCUGAGCUCGGUUUGGCGAAAAGCGACAACAUCCCAGUUGCCGUUUUCUCGUUUGGAGGGCCGAGAGUGGGCAACUCCGAGUUCAAGAGGCGUUGCGAGGAGUUGGGUGUCCGAGUGUUGAGGAUUGCCAACGUUAAUGACCCGAUCACGAAGAUGCCAGGGGUCUUAUUCAACGAGAAUUUUAGGGUUUUGGGCGGGAAGUACGAGUUCCCUUGGAGUUGUUCGUGUUACACGCAUGUGGGAGUGGAGUUGGUCUUGGAUUUCUUCAACAUGCAAAACCCUUCUUGCGUUCACGAUUUGGAGACUUAUAUUGGUUUAUUGAAGUGCCCCAACAGAGCAGACGCUGACCAAAAUAAUGGUCAACGGGAUUCAACUAAUUUUAACAACAUUAAUAAUCAUGUCAUGAUCAUGGGUGGGGAAUUUUUUAACAUGGCUAAAGAUUUGAUUUUGAGUGCUCAGAAUUUCAACAUGUUGCCAUGGCUAUGUGUCGCUGGUAAUAUGGUAAGUUUGGUGCAGUCACAGGGAAUAGAUAAUCAAGUAGAUUUUUUUAGUUAGAUUAUAUAUAUAUAUAUAGAGAGAGAGAGAGAGAGAGAGAGAGAGAGAGAGAGGUAGAUAAAGUAGUGAUGAAGUAAUUAAAACUCAGCCUUAUGAAUUUUAAAUAGGGUAAAGAGUAAAUUACUUCUUGAGAUAUCGAGUAGUAUCAGUAAUAUAUAUAUAUAUAGUUGUACAUGUAUAUGAUUAUGAGAGUUCUGAUAAAUAUAUCUAUAUAUGUAGAGGCCCUCUGCAAAUGAAUCAAACGGGGUCGUUAUAAUAUGUUGAAAAGAUUUUGUAGUUGUACCUAAUUGAUAAAUCGAUGUUAAUAUUAUAAAUUA
Molecule: messenger RNA, 2267 nt
Organism: Humulus lupulus (European hop)
Lineage: Eukaryota; Viridiplantae; Streptophyta; Magnoliopsida; Rosales; Cannabaceae
Product: galactolipase DONGLE, chloroplastic-like
Exons: 1
Coding region: 463-1950 (495 amino acids)
Biological process (GO): jasmonic acid biosynthetic process
Cellular component (GO): chloroplast
Molecular function (GO): glycerophospholipid phospholipase A1 activity
Source: RefSeq, a predicted model, not a curated record